Molecule: messenger RNA, 1487 nt
Organism: Sesamum indicum (sesame)
Lineage: Eukaryota; Viridiplantae; Streptophyta; Magnoliopsida; Lamiales; Pedaliaceae
Gene: MSI2
Product: Transducin family protein / WD-40 repeat family protein
Molecular function (GO): protein binding
Source: RefSeq, a predicted model, not a curated record
CCAAUUUUCCCUCCGAUUCCACGUUUGGCGGGAAGAAGCCCUCUCAUAAUCUUCGGCUCAUUUGUGCGUGAAAAUAUACCAUUAGUACGUGUUCUCCUCUGUGUGUCCCGCGUGUGUGUUUUUGUGCGUGUGUGGUGUAAAGAGAGAGUGUGUAAGAAAUGGAAGAGGUGGUGGAGGAGGAGUUUUCAGUGUGGAAGAAGAAUACACCGUUGCUGUACGAUCUCGUCAUCUGCCACUCCCUCGAGUGGCCGUCUCUCACCGUACAGUUUGCGCCUUCGUCCGACGGUGGUGAUCUCGCCGUCCACAAAUUGAUCCUGGGGACCCAUACAUCCGAUGGUAUCCCCAAUUUUCUCAUGCUCGCGGACGCGUACCUCCCCCGCGACCCCUCCUCUGCCCUCGCAGUCGACCCCGAGAACUCCAUCAUCCCCAAGGUAGAGAUAGUUCAAAAGAUACAAGUUGAUGGAGAAGUGAAUAGGGCAAGAUGUAUGUUGCAAAAUCAAGCUAUAAUUGCUGCGAAGACCAAUGGUUCCCAAGUAUAUGUAUUUGACUGUACUAAGCAGCUGGAGGCCAAAGGCGCUUCCUGUGAUCCGGACUUGAGACUGAAAGGACAUGACAAGGAAGGAUAUGGCUUGUCGUGGAGCUCACUGAAGGAAGGUUAUCUUUUGAGUGGUUCAAACGAUUGUAAAAUAUGUUUUUGGGAUAUCUCUUCAAUGCCUCAAGAGAAAGUGCUUGAAGCAAACUAUAUUUAUAAGGGUCAUGAAAAUGUGGUUGAGGAUGUGUCAUGGCAUCUAAAGAAUGAAAAUUUGUUUGGCUCCGUGGGAGAUGAUUGCAAGCUAAUGAUUUGGGAUUUACGCACAAACAAGUGCCAACACUCAGUUGUUGUGCAUGAAAAGGAGGUGAACUAUUUAUCCUUCAAUCCAUUUAACGAGUGGGCUUUGGCGACUGCAUCCUCUGAUACCACAGUGGGUCUGUUUGAUAUGCGGAACUUGAGUUCUCCACUGCAUGCUCUUGGCAAUCAUAUGGAAGAGGUUUUCCAGGUAGAAUGGAAUCCUAACCAUGAAACUAUUUUGGCAUCUUCUGCUGAUGACAGAAGGUUGAUGGUUUGGGACCUUAACAGGGUUGGGGAUGAGCAGUUGGAAGGGGAAGCUGAAGAUGGCCCCCCUGAGCUCCUCUUCUCACAUGGUGGUCAUAAAGCAAAGAUUUCAGACUUUUCGUGGAACAAGAAUGAGCCAUGGGUCAUUUCAAGUGUAGCAGAGGAUAAUACAGUGCAAGUCUGGCAAAUGUCUGAGAGCAUCUACCGGGAUGAGGAUGACAUCCAAGCCGCUGAUUUUUCUUAGCUGCUUUCAGAUAAAUUGUACUUAGGAUUAGAAGCUUCUUUCUGCCCGAUUGAACUCCCCUUCAAAAUGUAGAUGACCUGAAAAUCUGUAACUUGUUUGAAAUUAUAAUCUUCGGUAUGCUGAGUUAUGUUACUGAUGCUUUACACUGUU